AUGUCCCAGAACUUUCACCUCCUCCUCUUCCUCCUCCUCCUUGGGGACUCCGGGGUGGGCAAGACCUGCCUGCUUUGCCGCUUCACCGACAACGAGUUCCACUCCUCGCACAUCUCCACCAUCGGUGUUGACUUUAAGAUGAAGACCAUCGAAGUUGAUGGCAUCAAAGUACGGAUACAGAUUUGGGACACAGCAGGGCAGGAGAGGUACCAGACCAUCACAAAGCAGUAUUACUCUCUUUCACAGGGAAUAUUUUUAGUCUAUGACAUUAGCAGUGAGCGUUCUUACCAGCACAUCAUGAAGUGGGUCAGUGACGUGGAUGAGUAUGCACCAGAAGGAGUCCAGAAGAUCCUCAUAGGGAAUAAGGCUGAUGAAGAGCAGAAACGGCAGGUGGGAAGAGAGCAGGGGCAGCAGCUGGCUAAGGAGUAUGGCAUGGACUUUUACGAGACAAGUGCCUGCACCAACCUCAACAUUAAAGAGUCCUUCACUCGUCUGACGGAGCUGGUGCUGCAGGCCCACAGGAAAGAGCUGGAUGGUCUCCGAACACGUGCCAGUAACGAGCUAGCACUGGCAGAGCUGGAGGAAGAGGAAGGCAAAGCUGAGGGCCCAGUGAACUCUUCAAAGACCUGCUGGUGCUGAGGGUCCUGCGUAGA
Messenger RNA from Cricetulus griseus (Chinese hamster), 653 nucleotides. The record is from RefSeq and is a predicted model, not a curated record. Lineage: Eukaryota; Metazoa; Chordata; Mammalia; Rodentia; Cricetidae.